This is a messenger RNA of Eruca vesicaria subsp. sativa (arugula), 1023 nucleotides long. Lineage: Eukaryota; Viridiplantae; Streptophyta; Magnoliopsida; Brassicales; Brassicaceae. The record is from the annotation of a GenBank genome assembly.
AUGAGAUUGACCUCAUCCUUACGGUUCCAUAGACAAAACAACAAGAGUUUCCUCAGAAUCUUCAUGCUCUUGGUUCUUAGCUGUAUACCAGGUAGAACCAAUCUUUGUUCCAAUCAUUCAGAUAUUCGUUCCUCUUUAGAUUCACUCGAUUUGGACGGUUACAUAACCUUUGAUGAUGUCCACAAUGCGUCCAAGGACUUUGGCAACAGAUACCAGUUACCACCUUUAGCAAUUCUCCAUCCGAGGUCAGUUUCUGAUAUUUCAACAGUGAUCAGACAUAUCUUACACCUGGGAUCCACCUCAAAUCUUACAAUAGCAGCCAGAGGUCAUGGUCACUCGCUUCAAGGACAGGCUCUAGCUCAUCAAGGUGUUGUCAUCAACAUGGAGUCACUUCCAAGUCAUGGUAUCAAGAUUUACAAAGGGACACAACCGUAUGUUGAUGUCUCAGGUGGUGAAUUAUGGAUCAACAUUCUAAGGGAGACUCUAAAACACGGUCUAUCACCAAAGUCAUGGACAGACUACCUUCAUCUAACUGUUGGAGGUACUCUGACUAAUGCUGGUAUCAGUGGUCAAGCGUUCAAGAAUGGACCCCAAAUCAACAAUGUCUACCAGCUAGAUAUUGUCACAGGCAAAGGAGAAGUCAUGACUUGUUCUGAGAAGCUGAAUCCUGAACUUUUCAACAGUGUUCUUGGAGGGCUUGGACAGUUUGGCAUAAUCACCAGGGCACAGAUCUCUCUUGGACCAGCACCACAUAUGGUUAAAUGGAUCAGGGUACUUUAUUCAGACUUCUCUAGAUUCUCAAGGGACCAAGAACAUUUGAUUUCUAAAAAAAAAGGUUUCGACUAUGUGGAAGGAUUUGUAGCAAUCAAUAGAACAGAUCUUCUCAGUAACUGGAGGUCAUCAUUUAGUCCCAAUGACUCCACAAAGGCAAGCCAGUUUAAAUCUGAUGGAAAAACUCUGUAUUGUCUAGAAGUGGUGAAAUAUUUCAACAAGGAAGAAGCUAACUCUAUGAACCAGGUGUGA